UGAUUAUAAGAACAAAGCACCAACCUUAAUUUCCAAUUUACGUAGCCAAGUAUCCGACCAAUGAGACUAAAAUCCAGAAUAUACAAGAAGAUAUACACGUAUAAAGAAAAUAUAUGAUAAAUAUUCGGUGGUGUUCAUUAUUUCUACAUUCCUGAUUGGUUGUCAUGAAUCAGAGCACAACCAAUCAGAGAAAGUACUAACAAUAACUGUGAUAUUUUGAACGGCGUCAACUUCAGUUGCUCUGACGACAUACAAAUGAGCUGUACAGUAACGUAUCGGUGGCAAAAGAAUUUUAUAAAUGAGAAACAUCCUUGAACCAGAGCACAUCAAAUUAUAAUUCUUCCAGUAGCUUCCAAGUAAAUCAGAAUAUCUCAUUUACUAUCUGGAAAUAAUUUUCUAUAUAAAAACUUUAAACUUCCGUUUCGUAUAAAUUAGUGAAAUUUUGGACCACUUUCUUCGUGAUCGCGUGUGUUUAUGGCAGUUGCAACGAAUCAAUCACUUCUAUGUAUUUUGUUAUUUUCUCUUGUGCUAUUAUUUUCAAAGUCUGUGUUAAUGAUUUUGAACAACAGUGAAAUCAUGUCCUCGAAUUUAGUUUAACGAAGAAAAAAAUCAAAUUUUUUAAUUUCAAGAAUUUAUGAGAAUGGCACCAUCAAAAAUUUUAAAUGUGCAAAAUAAACAAAGUAGUACUAAUGUAAUAAGAAAAGGAAUAACUACAAGAAGUCAAAAUUCUGCAUUAAAUAAUGUUUUACUUAAAGCACCUGCAAAUAAAGAAUCUCGUGUGAAAAGGAAAGCAGAAGCAUCACCACCAAAGGAAAAAACAACAAAAAGAUCUGCAUUAGGAAAUAUUACCAAUGCAAUUGGAAAAACAUUGGGUACACAUCAAACACAAGAACCAAAGAAAGCAGUAAAAAAAACAACAGUUACUCAAAUAAAAUCCUUCACUCAGACAAGUUCUAUUAGAACGCUUGAAAAAGGUGUAAUUAAACCAGAGGUAAUACCUCAGAAACCAAAGCCAGUGCCUCGUGUAAAACCAAUAAAAAAGGACGAAGAAAAAACUGAAAUACCUAGUAAAAUUUUAAAUGUUAGACGUAGUUUAGAUUUAGAAAAGUCAGAGGACAGUUCUUUGUAUGUAAGUGCAUUAGAAGAAAUAACAGAUGAUAGUACAAAGAAGUCCAGAAGAAGUAAUAUUCAGCCUGAGGAACCUGAAAAAACAGAAGUAGGAAAUGAAUCAAAUGAGCCUCAAGUACCUGCAAAAACUCAAGAAAGGUCAGCAGCUCAAUUAGAUGCUGCUCCUGAGCAAAUAUUGCCAGAAGGAGUUCAGUGGGAUUUUGAUGCAGAAAAUUGGUUAGAUCCAUUUCAAGUCUCUCAUUAUGCCAUGGACAUUUUCAAUUACUUAAAAAGUAGAGAACAUUUAUUUCCUAUUGGAGAUUAUAUGGAAAGACAAGUAUGUCUUUCGCCAUGGAUGAGAGCCUUACUAGUUGAUUGGAUGGUAGAAGUUCAAGAAUCUUUUGAACUUAAUCAUGAAACUUUAUAUUUGGCUGUGAAAUUAGUUGAUCUAUAUUUGACAAAAGUAACUGUUGUAAAAGAAACAUUACAAUUAUUAGGUGCUGCAAGUCUUUUCAUAGCAAGUAAAUAUGAUGAAAGAAUUCCUCCAAUGGUGGAAGAUUUUUUGUAUAUAUGUGAUGGUGCUUAUAAGCAAAGAGCAUUAAUUAGAAUGGAAAUGAGUAUAUUAAAAGUAGUUGAUUUUGAUCUUGGCAUACCUCUCUCUUAUCGAUUUCUUAGACGAUAUGCUAGGUGUGCAAAAGUUUCAAUGCCAACAUUAACUUUAGCUCGAUAUAUUUUGGAGUAUUCAUUAAUGGAUUACUCGACGAUAAGGAUUAGUGAUAGUAAAAUAGCUGCAGCUGCACUUUUACUUGCAUUACGAAUGAAAGAUUUAGGAGGGUGGACUUCAACUCUAGAGUAUUAUAGUGGAUAUAAAGUUGAUGACAUACGAGAUAUCGUACAUCUUUUAAACCAAGGAUUACAUCGAAAAGAAACUCUUACUACUGUACGUAAUAAGUACAGUCAUAAGAUAUUUUUUGAAGUAGCAAAGCUGCCAUUAAAAGAUACUUUAGAUAUAUAAAUAAUUUAAAUAAGGAAAUAUAGUUGACAGUAUGCAAGAUUGCCUAAUCAUUGAUAGGUAAUCUGUAAUAAAAUUUGUGAAGAAUUAAAAUGAUCACUGAGCGUUAAUUUAUAAAUCAAGAUAACUGUUAAUUUAUGUCAUAAUGAAAUCAUAAUAAGUAAAUCUUUAAAUUAUCUAUUAUCUAUGCACCACAAAAAAUCAAACGACUGUGAAGCUCAGUUUGAAUUUAAUAUAUCCAAAAGGACCGAAAAAUAUUAUAAUUUUUUUUCUCUUUUUCUUUUUUCUUUUUUUUUCUUUUUUUAAUUAUUUAUACAACAUUAGUAAUCUCUAUCUACAACAGUAUUUGUAAGUUAAUUUUUUUUUUUUUUUUUUUUUUUUGUUGAAAAAUUUAUUUUAGCGUCUCAUUUUUAUAUUCUAUAAAAAUUCUCAUAAAAAAAAUUAAUAUCGUCAAAAUAGUUUUAUGCAUGUAAAGAUUAAAAAUGAAUCUUUUACUCAUAAUUUUUUACUUAUAUAUAAUGCUAUUAUAUGAUGCCUUUGAUUCAAUGAAUACGUACAUACAAAUAUCAAUAAAUGAAAUUAAUGAAUUAUGCGGCGCUCAUAUUUUAAUGAGUCGUAUAGGUUGUGGCGUAUUGUUAUGCAUUGUUAUUGCAUUUUAUAGACUGAUAAAUUGUAUGCUCCUAAGAAUAGUUACAUACCGAUAAAUAUAAUACGUUUUUGCUCAUUACACAGUAUAAAAUUAAUAAUAUUAAAAAAAAAUUUCUUUCUUAUAAAAAUUAAACAAAUUUAAAUAUUUUGUAUCAACAAAUUGCAUGA
This is a messenger RNA of Apis laboriosa (Himalayan honeybee), 2935 nucleotides long. RefSeq names its product G2/mitotic-specific cyclin-B3 (gene CycB3). NCBI's taxonomy places the organism in Eukaryota, Metazoa, Arthropoda, Insecta, Hymenoptera, Apidae. Gene Ontology annotation, cellular component: cytoplasm; cyclin-dependent protein kinase holoenzyme complex; nucleus. Bases 635 to 2122 code for a protein of 495 amino acids. Gene Ontology annotation, molecular function: cyclin-dependent protein serine/threonine kinase regulator activity. The transcript has 9 exons. The record is from RefSeq and is a predicted model, not a curated record. Gene Ontology annotation, biological process: mitotic cell cycle phase transition; regulation of cyclin-dependent protein serine/threonine kinase activity.